AUGGAGCACGACACCAACAUUACCGACUCACUUGGCCACAUUACAACACUCAACCAAAAGUUGGCACAGCAAAUCGAGCUGCUCGAGCCAUUGAUCAAGUCACAAAUCGAACGUAUCAACUCACUCUCUCAUUAUAUAUGUCCUCCUACCGAAGAAUUGUUUAGAAAGCGUGUACUCGAUAUAUUAGAGAAAUCACCCAAGGAAAAGUUGGCAGCCAAUGCAACUAGAAACACUUGCGUUAUCUGUCUAGAGAAUCCCGCCAAUGUUUUGAUCAAGAGAACUUGUACAGUAUCUUCUCAUAAUCAUCAUAGUGAAGCGGCUAGAGAGAAUUCUUCUACAUCCUCUACUACUUCGACCACCUCUACUAGAUCCUCUUCUAGAUCUUCCAGAGGAUCGUCGUCAUCAUCAUCGUCGUCAUCAUCAUCGUCGUCGUCAUCUUCAUCGUCGUCAUCAAGAAAGAGAAUUGUAUGUGAUAGUGAAACAUGUCGUUGUGGGUCUACCAUGUGUGUAGAUUGUAUUAUAAAACAUUAUUGGAUAUCCAGUAAACAAGCAACCAAAUCAUUCUGUAAAUGUUGUUGUUGUAGAGCAGAGUUUUGUUUAAAGGAUAUAUUCUAUGUAGAGUAUGAAGAUGAUGGAAGUAAUAGUAAUAGUAAUAGUACUAGUACUUCCUCUACCUCUACAACCACUACCACUUCCAACAACAAAAAGAGAAAGGAAACUGAAGAUCCUGAACCACUCGAAUCAAAACCACAUAGAGACCAUAAAGCACUUAAACCAACACCACCGACUAGUCAAUCAAAUACAUCCUCCUCCUCGACCAAUUCAAGAAGAUCAAAUACCCAUCAUCAAACCAUUACUCCAAACACAACAACUACAACCAUAACAACAACUCGAUCAUCACCAAAUGUAAAUAGAAAUAACAAUACUACCACAACUACCACUACCGUCGCAAAUAAUGGUAAUGUUGGUAUUAAUAUUAGAGAUUUGUUAAGAAUUGGACUACUUCAUCGUAACAGUAGACAAGGAAGACCAAAUAGUGAAGAGAUUGAUGAAAGAGAUAUUAUCGAUGUUGACAAGGAAGAUGAUGAAGCACAAGAGGAAAGACAAGAAGAAGAAGAAGAGGAAGAGGAGGAGGAAGAAGAGGAGGAACAAGAGGAAGAAGAAGAAGAAGAAGAAGAACAAGAGGACUCAGAGGAAGAGGUUAGUGCCUGUCCUCGCCACACUAAAAAGAAGAAAAAGGCAAGUCGUCGUAGAAACCAAGAUCGUUAUCAUCAUCAUCAUCAUCACCAUGAAGAUCAAGACGACGAUGAUGAUAGUGAUGGUGGAGACAACAACAACGAUGCUACCUUUAACUGGCAACUAUUCCCACGUUUCAUUUUUGGAUCAAGAUAA
Cavenderia fasciculata is the source of this 1392-nucleotide messenger RNA. RefSeq lists its product as uncharacterized. Gene Ontology annotation, cellular component: endoplasmic reticulum; membrane. Gene Ontology annotation, biological process: protein ubiquitination. Gene Ontology annotation, molecular function: ubiquitin protein ligase activity. The record is from RefSeq and is a predicted model, not a curated record. Lineage: Eukaryota; Evosea; Eumycetozoa; Acytosteliales; Cavenderiaceae. The transcript has a single exon. Bases 1 to 1392 code for a protein of 463 amino acids.